Messenger RNA from Strongylocentrotus purpuratus (purple sea urchin), 838 nucleotides. RefSeq lists its product as uncharacterized. Lineage: Eukaryota; Metazoa; Echinodermata; Echinoidea; Camarodonta; Strongylocentrotidae. The record is from RefSeq and is a predicted model, not a curated record. The transcript is spliced from 7 exons. The coding region runs from base 62 to 610 and encodes 182 amino acids.
AUGGAUUCCAUCUGUGGCUGGGCACGCACUAGUCGAAUCUAAAUACGGAUGAAAAACAACAAUGGCCGCGGACAGGAAGGCAUCUUCUCUCAGCCGUGUUUGGGUCACCAUUCACCGCAGUGAUCUAGCAUCCGAGACAGAAGAUAAAUCAAAGUCUGUUCCGCGAUGUGUGAUUCUACCUCAGGACAGUCCCACUCCAGAGAUCCAGGAUAUCUUCAGGGUUAGUCUGGCAUUACAAGAUGAAAACUUGGUGUUGAAGCUCCGUAACAACCGAGGUUCAUUAAUCCCUAUCAAUGGAUUCAUCACACCUAAUUCAAAGUUCCAACCUUAUGUUCUUGAAGUCACAAGACGUUACCAGAACGUCAAGCCCAUGAAGCGAUCAGUGAAGAUUAAUGGCUAUAAUGAUAUCAUCAAACAGAGACUGCAACAGAUUGUGAAGAGGAUUGACAAGUUAGAGCAAUUAGAGCCUGAAAUGAAAAGCAAACGAGAAACAACCAUCGCAAAGAAUAUGACUGAUCUGAAUGUAAAGAUGACAUUCCUGAACACAAGGAUGCAUGAAGCAGAGUCUACUAAAUGGCAAGGCAUGUUUAAGAAGCAUCCUCUCUGGUAGGAAAACCAAACAACUCUUCACUUACGAUAUCUAGUAUUCAACCAACCCUACAUACCCUAUCUGGAUAAAUCACUGAGGCAGAAAAUUUGAGGUGGUAUUCUAAAUAGUAUGUUUUAUUUUAUUUCAGGAAAUAUUUAUCAUAAAUCUAAACAUGACAACUUACUGUUUAAUGAAUUUAUGCUUGUAGCUACGUAAACAGAUAUUUCAUAUUUGACCCCCCCCCCCCUC